UUCCUCCUCCUCCCUCUCAUAACGUCGAACACAUCCCUUGACCAGCUUCAGAGUUGCCUCAGAACUGGAUGGAGAGCACGCUGGAGCUGCAUCGACUGGACUACGGCUCACCGGAGCUUGCCAACGUGCUACCAGAAGUGCUCCGUCUGUCCAACGCGAUCUUCGACACGGACCCUCACUCAAAAUACGCGUCGCUCGAGGAGUGGACACGACGCCUUUCCGCUCCUGGGUCAAUCAUAGCGUACCUGUCGCCCCCGUCAAGUCCAGCCCACCCGGUCGCCUUCCUGUUCGCGCAUCCACGCCGCCACACGCCGCCCUUAGCGGGCGGCGAGACAGACAGCGUGCACGUCUGGCUGGCGGGGGUGCUCCCGGAGAGACGGAAGGAGGGCUGUCUGGCGCGGAUGGUGGCUGUGCUGGGGUCUGCGCAGGUCAUGACUGUGUGCACGACCCCGGAUGCGUACCCGGUGAUGUGGAAGUGGCUGAUGGGGCGAGGGUGGUCGGUCGAGCGGGAUCUGGGUGGCGGAAAGGUGAUGCUCAGUAGACGGACUGGAUAGCCAUUUGGCCCCGAAAGGUUCGUCGGGGAUCGGUGCCUCCACACUGCCCGUAUGUAUGGCUAUGGCCGCACAGUUGAUCUGGCAAAUGUGUCCAACCCCCGUGCGUCCCUCCAGGCCAGCGGCGCAGUUGUCUCUACAAACGAUACACACAAGACCAAGUGAUACAACGAGUGACGCUACAGACAUCCGCAACCCAACCCAGCCCAGACCGGCAGCGACUCACGCAACGGCCGCGGUCUUUUCAUCCUCGGCGUCAUCCCGGCUCAGCGCGCGCACCGCGAGCGUGAACUCCUCCAUCUCGUGCUCGUCGCGCUCGCUCUUCUCCGUGCUCUCGACCGACGCCAUGCCCGUGUUCGCCUCGCCCGCCUUCGCGCGCUUCGCCGAGCGGCGGCCUCGCCCGUCC
Fomitopsis serialis is the source of this 957-nucleotide messenger RNA. RefSeq lists its product as uncharacterized. Lineage: Eukaryota; Fungi; Basidiomycota; Agaricomycetes; Polyporales; Fomitopsidaceae. The record is from RefSeq and is a predicted model, not a curated record. The transcript has a single exon. Bases 69 to 554 code for a protein of 161 amino acids.